This is a messenger RNA of Pogoniulus pusillus (Red-fronted tinkerbird), 1550 nucleotides long. RefSeq names its product biogenesis of lysosomal organelles complex 1 subunit 6 (gene BLOC1S6). Bases 203 to 712 code for a protein of 169 amino acids. Gene Ontology annotation, cellular component: transport vesicle; BLOC-1 complex. Lineage: Eukaryota; Metazoa; Chordata; Aves; Piciformes; Lybiidae. Gene Ontology annotation, biological process: intracellular transport. The record is from RefSeq and is a predicted model, not a curated record. The transcript is spliced from 5 exons.
GCAUCCGCAGCAGAAGCCCUUCUAGCCGGGUGCGCUCGGCGGCUUUAUGGUGGGACACGGCGGGGCGGGGUAGCGCAGAGCUGCCGCGGCCGGUGAGGGCGGCUGCACCCCGCCUCUUUCCGCCGCCCCCGCCUCCUUCCGCCGCAGUUUCGGGCCCGCGGGUUCUUCCCUCGGGAGAGGAGUGUCGCGGGAAGCGGUAGCGAUGAGCGUCGCGGAGCGGCCUGAGCCAAAGGAGGGGGCGGCGGCCGCGGAUAGCCCCAGGCGCUCGCCGAGUCCUAGUGCUGCAUCACCAGAUGAAGGAGUGGUAGAAGAUCUCCCUUUAAUAGAUGAGAAAGCUGUGGAGCAGCUAACUGAGGGAUUGAUUUCUUAUUAUCUGCCUGAUCUUCAGCGAUCAAAAUCAGCACUACAGGAACUUACACAGAACCAAGUGGUGUUACUAGAAACAUUGGAACAAGAAAUUUCAAAAUUCAAAGAGUGUAACUCCAUUCUUGAUAUUGAUGCUUUGUUUUCAGAAGCUAAACACUAUCACAAUAAGCUAGUGAAUAUUAGAAAUGAAAUGAUGAUGCUCCAUGAGAAGACAUCAAAGUUAAAAAAAAGAGCACUAAAGCUGCAACAAAAGAGGCAAAAGGAAGAACUGGAAAGAGAACAGCAACGUGAGAGGGAACUUGAAAGAGAGAAGCAGUUAACAGCAAAACCUGCUAAGAGGACAUGAAAGCAGAGCAUGCAAGAAUUUGUCUAACAUUUUUUUAAUUCUCUGGAGUUAAGGCAGAUGUUGCUUAAACUGGGCUAUAGCUGUUGAUAGCUAGAGCCUACUCUACCAUAUCUUAAAUUCCAGAAUGGUCAUAGGGUUGGUAAUACUCUUUUUUUUUCCAUUUAAGCCGUUCAAGUUGCCUUCUUUUGUAAUGCUAUGCAGUUUGAUAUUAUUACAAUGUAAGUUAAUUUUUAUAUAUAUAUAUGAAAACUUAGACAUCACAAUUCUAAGUACUUAUCAUUUUUUUUCCACAUGUUCUUCUGGUAUUUCGAAUUCUGAGACAGAUUUAGUGGCUGGCAUAUGUCGUUUUCAGACAAAAUACAGAAUGCUAUGUACAGUUCAUUUCACAUCACCAGUGAUCACAUAUUUCACUGAAACUGCUUUGGUUCAGGGAAUCAAAAUCUCUUUUUGAUGCCUUGCUUCAUAAAUACCGACUUUUUGCGCAGCCUUCGUUUGGUUUGUCUCUAAUGAACUGAAGUAACUUCCAAUGUGUUUGCCCAAAAGCUCACUUCAUUGCAGCAGUCUUUUUUUUUUUAAUUUUUGUGGUCAUCAAACAACUUAAACAGCUUAAAAGUAACUUCUGAGCUGAAUUGGUGGAGGUGAGGAGGAUGCAGAGCAUUGAAGAUUCUCAAAAUGCAAAGAUUAAUGACUUUGCUUCCACAAACAUUCGAGUCAGAUCAGGGAACUGUUGCUUUCUGUAAUGGUUCCACAGGAAGGCUGUGUAGUCUAAGCAGCGGGAUUAGAAGUUGUACUUCCUUAAUUUUGUGUGACAAAAUAAAGCACAACCAAAGCUAAACAA